AACAAGUGAAUUUUUGUGGCUAAUUUGUCAAGUCUGGACAAAGCACAUCCCCUCACUAAGUUGGUUCAAAGAAUGGAUACCAAAAUGUAUACCACAUCAAUUCAUGAUGGAAGUGAAGGGAAAAACAAAAAAGGUACAUCUUGGGGUCCUUAAAAAAAAUGAAUCGAAGGAGGAGGAUAUGCUGGACAUAUGUAAAUAUUUGCACAAGUAUGUACCAAACCACUCAGAUGAUGCCACUAGCUCUCAGAAACCAAUCAAGAUUCUAAGUGGUGGUGACUACCUCACAUUUGAGAGACACAAGGGAGCACAGUCAACCAUGCAAGAUGCAAGGACACCAUCUAAACGACUGGAAGGAUUGAUCCCAAAAAUGGAGGACUUUCAUCAACAAGCAGAAUGGUUAGAUGCAGUGUGUUGGAAGCAGCUAUAUGACACUACUGUAGGUCAGCACGGGACAUCGGCACGCUAUAUGCAGCAAGAAAUGCAUUAAAUGCAAGGAAUGUCACAAAAGAUGCCCAUAACUGCUACUAUGCUGCUUCUGAUUUGC
This is a messenger RNA of Anneissia japonica, 544 nucleotides long. RefSeq lists its product as uncharacterized. The record is from RefSeq and is a predicted model, not a curated record. Bases 104 to 487 code for a protein of 127 amino acids. NCBI's taxonomy places the organism in Eukaryota, Metazoa, Echinodermata, Crinoidea, Comatulida, Comatulidae. The transcript has 4 exons.